UGUUAACGGAGUGGACACGCCGCUCCUCCGUCGUGUGUCGGUGAGUCUAACCGACAUGCAGCUGCGUUUCUGGUGAAUUCUCUGCUGCUCCUGCGAUGAGUUGACGGGGGGAAAAAACAACCGAAGAAUCAGAUUUUCAUUAAGAUGAGAUUAAUCUGCCUGCCUGCAGCAGAGAGGAGUCAACCUGCAUUGGAGAAAAGCUAACCCACGAAUGGCCUGCCAGUCUGUCGCUGCAAUCAUGGACGAGCAGGCCCUGCUGGGGCUCAACCCAAACGCCGACGCCCGCUACAGGCAGAGGGCCAUGGCUUACUUUGAGCAGCUGAAGGAGUCUCAGGAUGCCUGGGAAGUUUGUGCAGAAGCUCUCGCCAAAGGGAUUUAUAAUGAUGACCACGUGAAGUUCUUCUGUUUCCAAGUUCUGGAGCAUCAGAUAAAGUUCAGACACGCUGGUCUGAGUGCUGUUCAGCAGCAGCUCAUCAGAGAGACGCUGAUGAAGUGGCUCCAGUGUCAGCUGAUGAACACCCAGCCUGAGAAGCCGUUCAUCAGGAACAAGGCGGCCCAGGUGUUCGCCCUCACCUUCGUCAUGGAGUAUCUAGCUCUGUGGCCCAAGUUCUUCUUCGACAUCCUCUCCCUGGUGGGUCUGAACCCUCACGGCGUCGACAUCUACCUGAGGACACUGAUGGCCAUCGACGCCGAGGUGGUGGACCGAGACAUCCUGCACUCACCUGAGGAGACUCGUAGGAACACUCUGAUCAAAGACGGGAUGAGGGAGCAGUGCAUCCCUCACCUGGUGGAGUCCUGGUUUCAGAUCCUGCAGACGUACCAGCAGACGCACCCUGAGCUCACCUGUCAGUGUCUGGAGGUGGUGGGAGCCUAUGUGAGCUGGAUCGACCUCAACCUCAUCGCCAAUGACCGCUUUGUGAACCUGCUGCUGAGUCAGAUGUCAGUGGAGGAGCUCAGAGAGGAGGCCUGUGACUGCCUGUAUGAAAUCGUCAACAAAGGGAUGGACCCGGUGGAUAAAACAAAGCUGGUCGAGUCUCUGUGUCAGGUUCUUCAGACUGCAGGGUUCUUCAAUGUAGAACAGGAGGAGGACGUAGACUUCCUGGCUAAGUUUUCCCGCCUGGUGAACGGGAUGGGUCAGAGUCUGGUGCUGAGCUGGACCAAGCUGUCUAAGACGGGAAACGUGAAGGACACGGCGGAGACGCUGCAGGCUAUCGAGGCCAAAGUGCCGCUGCUUCUGCAGCUGCUGGUGCACGAGGACGACGACAUCUCGGCCAACAUUGUCGGCUUCUGCUAUGAAUACCUGCACGUCCUCAAACAGCUCCCUCAGCUGACAGACCAACAGAAGGCAAAUGUAGAGGCGAUCAUGCUCGCUGUCAUGAAGAAACUGACCUACGAUGACGAGUACAACUUUGAAAAUGAGGGUGAAGAUGAAGCGAUGUUUGUGGAGUACAGGAAGCAGCUGAAGAUGCUGCUGGACCGUCUGGCUCAGGUUUCUCCUGAGCUGCUGCUGGAGGCUGUCCGACGGGUCUUUACCAACACCAUGCAGAACUGGCAGACGGCUCAGUUUAUGGAGGUGGAGGUCGCCAUCAGGCUGCUCUACAUGCUGGGCGAGGCUCUGCCGGCGUCUCACGGCGCUCAUUUCUCUGGAGACACGGCAAAGACGAGCGCGCUGCAGGACAUGAUGAGAACGUUGGUGUCAUGUGGCGUCAGUGGAUAUCAGCACAGCUCGGUCUCUCUGGAGUUUUUUGAAACUGUUGUCCGCUACGAUAAGUUCUUCAUCGUGGAGCCGCAGCACAUCCCCAACGUUCUGAUGGCGUUCCUAGACCAAAGAGGGCUGAGACACAACAGCCCGAAGGUCCGCAGCAGAGUGGCCUACCUGUUCUCCAGAUUCGUCAAAACUCUGCAUAAACACAUGAAUGCUUUCAUCGAGGACAUCCUGACCAGGAUCCAGGACCUGCUGGAGCUCGCUCCUCCUGAGAACGGUUUCCCGGCGCUGCUGACCAGCGACGACCAGCUUUUCAUGUUCGAGACGGCGGGCGUGCUGAUCGUGAACGGGGAGAGUCCUGUGGAGAGGAAACAGGCGCUGAUGAGGAGCCUGCUGCUUCCUCUUAUGGACGCUUUUCGCCUGCUGCUCGCCAAACUGCCGCAGGAGACCGAGGAGGAGAGGCAGGCAGCACUCGCUGACUGCCUGAGCCACGCUGUCGGGUUUGCCAGCCGGACCAGUAAGGCUUUCAGCAACAAGCAGACGGUGAAGCAGUGCGGCUGCACCGAGGUCUACAGAGACUGUCUGCAGACCUUCCUGCCUGCACUGAGCUGUCCCGUCCAGCGGGGGGUGCUGCGGAGCUCUGUGCGCUCCUUCCUGCACAGAAUGAUCAUCUGCCUGGAGGAGGAGGUGCUGCCGUUCAUCCCCGCUGCCUCUGAGCACAUGCUGAAGGACUGCGAGGCCAAGGACCUGCAGGAGUUCAUCCCACUCAUCAGCCAGAUCACUGCCAAGUUCAAGCGGCAAGUUUCCCCCUUCCUGCAGCAGGUCUUCAUGCCGCUGGUCGUCGCCAUCUUCGAGGUGUUGGGCCGGCCGGCGGAGGAGAACGACCAGGCGGCAGCUCUGGAGAAACAGAUGCUGAGGAGGAGCUACUUCACCUUUAUUCAGACGAUCACAGGGAGCGGGAUGAACGAGGUGAUGGCCAACCAGGGAGCAGAAAACAUCGAGCGAGUCGUCUUCACCAUCAUCCAGGGAGCCGUGGACUUCCCUGACCCUAUCGCUCAGAAAACCUGCUUCAUCAUCCUCUCUAAGCUGGUGGAGCUGUGGGGGGGUAAAGACGGCAUGGUGGGUUUCCCCGACUUCAUCUACAAACACAUCGUCCCUGCGUGCUUCCUCGCUCCUCUUAAACCGACGUUUGAUUUGUCGGACGCUCAGACCGUCCUGACAUUGUCAGAAUGUGCCGUCACUCUUAAAAUGAUUCAUCUCAAAAGGGGGCCGGAGUUUAUUCAGUUUCUGCAGCAGGAGUAUUUACCCUCACUCCAGGUGUCUCCAGAGAUCUCACAGGAGCUUUGCCAAGUUCUCCAGCAGCCGGAUAUCAAAGUCCUGAAAAACUACAUAAAGGCGUUCUUCCAGCGAGCAAAGCUGUAGGAAAUAAAAAACUGGAAGUUCACUUUGGACUUAAAGGACUCUUCACACCAAGUGGCCGUCCCUUCGCCACUUUCAACAACAACAAAAAAGGAACUUAGCUUAGGAGCUGCUUUUGCACUUACGAAGUGAACGCAUCACAAAGCUCGCCGAUCCGUCUGAGUGGAGACUCGGACGGAUGCUCGGCGGACGGACGAAUCGUCGAGCUGUCCACGAGGACUCGAGAUGAAAAGGAGCUCAGAAUCGUGGAGAACUUUGUGGUAACGGCUCUUAGAAGUAAAACAGAUCUGUGGGAGAGGAAACGACCCACCUGGAACCCGUUUGGUAAAUAUCCUCGAACCAUCUAAACCCGACGAUGGCUUUAUCCUAGUUUUUACAGUAGAAACCACAUUUCAAAACAGGUUAGUUUGAGUUCUUUGGAUGUUGCUGCUGCCACAAAAUGGACAAAAAAUAAGGGCUGAAUUGUGUUAUUUUUAUUAAAUGUGGCAUUGAUUUAUUUUUUUUUAUGUGCUGAUGUGACGGAUGGAUGGUUUUAAGUUUGAAGUGAAACGUUAAGUGCUUACAGCCCGGCUAAAUCUGCCUUCAGGUUUAUUUAAAACGUCCACAAACUUUAAUUUCCAUUUCUAUGGUAAAUAUCUCAACCACUCUGUUACCUGAUGGGAUGUUUGAACCCAAGCUUUGGCUUCACCAGCCCACCAAAGUAAAAUAAAUUAUGUAACAAUAAUGGAAUAUUUUUUUCCUUCCUGGAAACCUGAAAAAUAUUUUGGCGCUGUUUUAAUUUCAGAUGAAAAUGAAUGAAAUAAACGAAGGAACAAAGUGUAAAUAAGAGAAUAAGAUGUUAAAAUGUAAAUAAAGUUCCUAGCUUUAGUUUUUUUAAUCUUCAUUCCCAUCUGGAAACAAUCUCUGGAAGCUCAUAAGUGCCAGAAAAUAAAAAAAUUGAAUAACAGAAAAUUAUCGUAUGCCAAAAUUUAGUUUAACUUAUUUUCACUUAAAAUGUACAAAAAGAAAAUUGACCCAAAUUACAAAAAGGUUUGGAUGAAUUGUGGCGUAUUUCUAAUAUAGAGUAUAUAAUCUAGUGUGACAUGUAAUCGAUUCAGGAUUGUACAAAUUAUGUCAUGUUCUGAUAUGGUCUGAUUUCAUCAUGGUGCCCCAAGUUUUUUGGAAAUUUUGUUAAAGUAUGUGUUUGGAUUUAAUUAACUCUCAUUUGUUAAUUGUGACAUGAAAAUUAAAGAUUUUAAUUACUAGCGUUCUUUCUCAAUUUAAAGUUUGACCCUUCAGAUCUCAUUAUUUUAACAUGAAUUGGCACGUAUGGAAGCCCUGGACAGAAAAACAUCAAUAUAUUUAGCCUAACCAUGCCAAUAAUAUUGUGCAUCCCUAGAAUGCAGGUGUUAUUUCAUUACAAAGACACACUGCCACCCACAGGCCUGGCAUGUGUAUUACAACCUCUUUAGUUUUUGCAGAUCUGCGUGCAGAAGUUGAGAAAACACUAAUGUCAAAACUUUUGAAAGUGAAAGCAAAACAAGAAUCUGUAGUGAGGUAAAUGUGGCCAAAGUUAGCGGAAAAUCUGCUAAAGUUGAUAAUUAUCACAGUAAAAAUAACAUCUAUAGGUGUGUGUCCAUUUAGGGCUUCCAUAGACAUUAUCUAAAUUCUUUAUAUAGUAAUUUAACGAUUCAAACUUAGACAAAAGUUCUAUUUUGGCUUUUUUUGUUGGAUUAUUGAUGGUAAAAAAUACAGUUUAGCUAUAAUGGCAUAAUCUAGCUUCUGUCAUACAGUCAAGCUACGUGCCCCAUAUUUUUCAUGUUUCUUAAUUUAUUGUAAUUUUGAUUUUUUGACUCUUUAUACACACUAGUAUUUUGUGUUUGCAAGAUGAUUUGUUUUAUAUUUUUUUAUUUUUCUAUGAAAUAAUGAGAUUUGAAAGGUGAAUUUUUCACCUCAUGGCAAAUUUAAUUUUGUGAAAAUAAUUUACUGAAAUUAAAAAUAUUAGAAUCUGGACCUCUUAAAAUCUUAAUCAUGGGUAUUUUAGGGUUUCAGUUUUCUUACUUGACUCUUUUGGCACAGUGGGCUUCCGUAGACUCACAUUAACUCAUUAUAGGAAUCACUUUUGUACAGGUGGUGUAAAAACAUGAAUUAGCACGUGUACAGAAGCAGCUCGGUGAGUUUUAUAUCGAAGCAUUUGUGACAAUUCAGGCUGUUGAUUAUGCAACGCUUCACUGCGAGCAAUACUGUGAACGAACCAAUCAGAGCAAGACAACGAGAUCUAACUGUAAAAUAAAACAUAUCCACGUUAACUGUUGAGUCUGUACAGAUGCUUUGGAUAUUGUGACCCCCUCUGUCUCACUGUACAUCAGGAAGAAUCCCUCCACAUCCACACGCAGAAUCUGUUUGUGAUGUUCAGUGCAUUCCUUGUAAUUUGGUUUACUUUUAUUUUCUAUUUGUCUUUAUAUUUUUGGUAUUUUCCCCGGAAAUUUGCCUUGGAAAACCUCCAGAGAAAGUGCCUGAAAGUGUUAAAUUAAUCUGGUCAUACAGGCAUAUAAAUAAACAAAUUUAAGGCGUU
Cheilinus undulatus (humphead wrasse) is the source of this 5678-nucleotide messenger RNA. It is a transcript of the gene xpot, whose product is annotated as exportin, tRNA (nuclear export receptor for tRNAs). Lineage: Eukaryota; Metazoa; Chordata; Actinopteri; Labriformes; Labridae. Gene Ontology annotation, cellular component: cytoplasm; nuclear pore; nuclear matrix. The record is from RefSeq and is a predicted model, not a curated record. Bases 212 to 3127 code for a protein of 971 amino acids. The transcript has 25 exons. Gene Ontology annotation, biological process: tRNA re-export from nucleus. Gene Ontology annotation, molecular function: tRNA binding; small GTPase binding.